This is a messenger RNA of Marchantia polymorpha subsp. ruderalis, 3488 nucleotides long. The record is from the annotation of a GenBank genome assembly. NCBI's taxonomy places the organism in Eukaryota, Viridiplantae, Streptophyta, Marchantiopsida, Marchantiales, Marchantiaceae.
CAGACGAAGAACCGAACCAGAAAAAACAGACGACGACGAAAGCGCCGAGAGCAGCGCGCGCCAUCGAGUGCAGUGGAGAUGGAGAUGGAGGUGGAGGCCUGCGGGUGCCGAAUUCAUUCGAUUGCAAACCUUCGUGCGAGCAGACGGCGAUGCACUGGCCGGAUUUGUUUUCAUUCGAUGGAUUCGGUUUGAGCGCUGGCUACUCCCUCAAUCGAGCGUUCUGUCUGGACGAUCAUGUGCCCCCGAGCCUUCGUUUCCGGUCAGCGGGAUUCUUGUCUUCUGUCGACGCAAUUGGGGACAUGCACGGCUGAUGUGAAAUUGGGGCCGAUUUUGUAGCCAGGGGAGGGGAGGUUUAGCGUGUUUCCGGUGUUGAGGUUUUUGCGUAAUGGAGAAACGGAAGAAUUUCGGAUAUUGUAAAUUGCGCGUGUGGAAUCGAUUCCGGAUGGUAUGGCUGAACGAACAAUGACAGGAUUUUCGGCGUGUCGGGGCGAGGAGCAGUAGAGGGAGAUGAGCGCGGCGAUCAUCAAUGUGUGUAGAGGUAGGAGGAAUCCAAGCUCUGGUAGUGAGAAGACGGUCCUCAAACGCGUGACGCAUACGGGAUCGAGCAAAGGAGAUGGACAGAGAGGGAAAUCGCAGAUUGUGAAAAUGGGCACAGACCAGCAAGCAGCACCGCCGGGCAAGAAACGCAAAGGCAAACUUCCGGAUGGUCGCGCCAAGGAGCCGUCGAGUCCAUUGAGGCGAACGCGCAGUAAGACUGCGGUCGGCAUUCUUUCCAGGGAUGACAGGAACAUAGGCUCGCUUGCCGAGGCCAAGAGCGGUAAGCACAUUGGCUUGGGGAAUCGGAAGCGGGGCCGAGACACACUAGCAGUAUCACUUGGCGCUCCGACGUCGAAAAAAUCUCCCGUCCGAACUCGAUCCACAUUCUUGCCGCAUCUGGCCAAGAUUUCGGAGGAGAUUUCCGGGUCGGAGGAAGAAAAUGCAAAUUCCGGAAUGGGCCGCGGGACGCCUCGACGGAUUGGGAUCGUUUUGCGGAGAAAUGUGACCGCGCAGCGCAAGGUUGUGACGAAGGAGCCGCAGAAAGCAGCAGCAGGGACCGAGAGGAGGAAAGCGGCGAAAAAACCCGCGGCCAAAAAGUCCGCGACCGUUGUGGUGAAUGUCGCGAGGGCAAGAACGACGCCGCAGUCUGGACUACAAGAGCUGCGAACUGAUCCUCCCGCCAGACGGAAGUCGGAAUUUGACGAGACCAACGUCUCCAUGGCGGCACUUGCCGCGCUGGAUUUGAAUGGAACGGCCGACGACAAUGUGAGAGUCACUCGCAGUAAGAGCACCACCAACGCGUUGAGAGUUGCCGACGACGCAACGGGCUUCGUGCGCACAGCUCUGAAUGCAGUAGCGGAAGCGAGACUUCGGGAGCAGCAGCAGCAGCAGGCCAAGAAGCUGGUGGGUGAAGAAGCGGGGGCCGCUGCUGUUGCUGUUGCUGCUGAAGCGGGCUCGAAAGAUGAAAUUCGAAGCAACAGCAAUGGGUCGACUCGAAGCAAUCGAAGUAGGUCGAGCAUAACUGCAGAAAAGCUGAUCCAGGAGCUGGAUUCGUUCCGCCUGGCGUCCAUGGAGCAGGGUGUAGAUAUGAAAGAGAAGCUGCGCAAAGGUAUCACUCGGCUCACGAGAUCGAGCAGCAGACUUGCCAAACAACAACAGCAACACGAAGGAAGUACCGCGUCGCUGAAGAAGGCGUCCACUCCCACGAAACUCCCGCGCGUUGCCAACAAGGAAAACCUUCCCAAAGCUACAGAAUCUGCACUAGUGCGAAGACUGAAAGGCGACAUCGAGGAUCACGCCAAAAGAUAUGGACUUCUUGAGCAGGUAAGACCGCCUCUGCCAGGCCGUGCUGCCAGGAAGUCCGGAUCCCGAACCCCAGCAGCAGCAGCAGGACUCGAACAGCAAGGUUCUGGACUCGAGGAUUCCCCUGAGAGCUCACAGGAUUGGACUCCUGAGCAGGAGAUAGCCCUUCAGAACGCCUAUGUGUCAGUGAAGCCCGCAGCGGACUUCUGGUACCAUAUAUCGAAGCGGGUGCCGGGGCGAACAGCUGAAGAAUGCUUCAACAAGUUCUACGCAGGGCAUCCAACCCCACCCGCAGCUCAGCGGUCCAAUCGUCAAGCUGGGAACGCUGCGGAGGACACCGCUGCCGCAGCCGCAGCCGACGAUGACGAUGUCCUCGGUAAGCCCAAGGGGAAGACUGCGAGAGGCAAGCAAAGGCUCCUGGAGGCGCACAGAACGAUUCGAAACAUUCUCAGGAAGCAGCAGGUGGAUGAUGAAGAAUACGAAGCCGAUGCCUUCGUCGCGCUGGAGCGUCCCGACGUCGUAAAGAGUGUUCUGAAUAUCGCGGAAGUGGAAAUGGAAGCGGCCAUCUUGAAGGUCACGGGUGUUCCGACCUGCAAGCCUGCUCCUGUUGUUUCUGAGACGAAAUCGAGCAUUCCGAAAUUCGAGAAUUCAGUGACCGGAGGACUUCCUAGCGACAAAGAGAAUCGAAACAUCAACGCCUUGGCAUGCGGGAAAGGUGCGAUCUUGGUUGGGUCUCCGGCAAAGCUCUGCAGCCCGGAAGUUCUGAAGAAGUUGAAGGAUCCGACGCACCUGGACAAGUACAUCGAUCACUUGCAUCAGAGACAUUCGAGAAGACCCAGAACUGGAGGCCAGACGGUGGUCAAGAAGGCCAACGUCUACCUGCAUUCGAAGGACGCUCUGGACUUUGGGGACGACCCAAUCUUUGCCAUCCAGCGUGCCAAGGAGGAACUAAGAAAUGUGAUUUCGAAGUCUGGUGCGGAGCGCAAUUUUCUCGACGUUGUUGGUCCGGGACAGGAAGAAGAAGAUGAAGACGAAGGAGAAGAAGGAGAAGAAAACGAUGACGAAGAUGAAUAUGAUGGCGGGGUUUCCUACGAUUGCGAUGGCUAACGAGAACUUCGCGAAUGAAUAUUCAGGGAUUUUCUGGUUGAUGGACAUUGCCAUUUCGCUCUACAUUCCUUGCCGAGGACAUUAGCAUAAGCCCCUUGAGGUUCCGAAGUGACGAGAGGGAAUGUCCUGCUCUUAGUUCCUUGCCACGUUCCAUCAAUUAAUUGAUGGAACUUGAGGGUUUCUGAAAUUCCAUGUCGACUACAACGUCGGCUCCAUUUCGGUGCUCUGAGUGAGCAUUUACUUCAGAGAUUGCCUUUUGGAAUUAGUGUACAGGAACCCAAUACAUAGACCACCUGAAGAAUCUCAGCAUUUCAGACUUUCAACAUUAGAGCCCAUCAACGACAAAGUCAAUGCCGAUCUAGUUGAGAGGUAUACUAAACUACCUCACAGUUAUUCAUCAAAUUGAUGUAUAUUCGCACUGCUUGUGCAUAAUUCACACAUGUACCUCUCGUAAAAGAAAGAUAAUAUGGUCCAUCUGUAAAGGAGAGGACAUUGGUUCGACCAGGUGAUUCUCUCAACGCAAGGGCACAAUUCUUCGUUCC